AUGGCGUCGGCCAAGUCGUCGCGGUCGCGGCCCGCGGGCCACUCGGGGGUGUUCCCCGUGGGCAGCGCCGCCGCGGUGGGGAGCGGGGGCGGCGGCGGCGGCGACGGCGGGGUGCAGCUCGCCGACAAGCUCAAGAUCUUCAAGACCGACAACUUCGAUCCCGACGCCUACGUGCAGUCCAAGUGCCAGACCAUGAACGAGAAGGCGAAUUGCGCAACAGGGGGUGAUUCUGUUCUCUGGACGAUUGGUGAUUCAGGGAAUGCACUUCGACAUUUUGCAGGAGGGUGCUUGAUGGACAUCUCAAUAACAUCUAAGGAGAUAUCAGACCUUGAAGGGGAGCUACUGUCAAUUAGAAAUCUGCUUAAUACACAGGCAGCUUUAAUUCACGGUCUAUCUGAAGGAGUUCAGAUAGAUUCAUUGACUUCAGGCCCUGAAGGUUCUGCAGAAGAUGACAUAUCCAAUGUUGAAGAUCAGGAGCCUUCAGAAAUACAGAAAUGGUCUGCAGAUUUCCCUGACAUGCUUGAUGUUUUGCUAGCUGAACGAAGAGUGGAUGAAGCACUGGAUGCACUGGAUGAAGCAGAACGGGUUGCUGUUGAUGCAAAACGAAAACAGACUCUAACUGCAGCUGAAGUUUCGGCUUUGAAAAGAUCCGUCUCUGAUAAUCGUCAGAGGCUGGCAGAUCAGCUUGCUGAAGCUGCUUGUCAGUCUUCCACUCGUGGUAUUGAGCUUCGAGCUGCGGCUUCUGCCCUCAAAAGACUUGGUGAUGGCCCCCGAGCUCACAGCCUCUUACUCAGUGCACAUAAUCAAAGGCUUCAAUGCAAUAUGCAAACUAUACAUCCAUCUAGCACGUCAUAUGGUGGAGCAUACACUGCAGCACUUGCUCAACAAGUUUUUUCAGUCAUAGCUCAGGCACUCAGUGACUCUGUGGAUGUCUUUGGUGACGAGUCAUGUUACGCAUCUGAACUGGUAACAUGGGCUACCAAGCAGGUUAUGUCCUUUGCGCUCCUGGUAAAGAGGCAUGUGUUGUCCUCUUGUGCAGCUGCUGGAGGCUUGAGCGCAGCUGCAGAAUGUGUUCAGAUAUCACUUGGCCAUUGUUCUUUGCUGGAAGCUCGUGGUCUGUCUGUUUCAUCUGUUCUCCUCAAACAAUUCAAGCCCAGUCUUGAGCAAGCAUUAGAUGCUAACUUGAGGAGAAUCGAGGAGAGUACUGCUGCACUAGCCGCAGCUGAUAACUGGAUACUCACAUAUCCCACAACUGGUAUUCGUCCAUUAAUUAGAUCGUCUGCUGCUAAUUUGGCACUUCAGCCAAAGCUCUCUAGCAGCGCACACCGUUUCAAUUCAAUGGUUCAGGAUUUCUUUGAGGACGUUGCACCACUACUUAGCUUGCAAUUAGGUGGUUCAACAAUGGACGGGAUCACACAAAUUUUCAAUUCAUAUGUAAAUUUGCUUAUAAGUGCUUUACCUGGUUCCAUGGAUGAUGAAGCUAACUUAGAUGGUUUAGGUCAUAAGAUUGUUAGAAUGGCAGAGACUGAAGAGCAGCAGUUAGCUUUAUUAGCUAAUGCAUCUCUACUAGCUGAGGAGUUACUACCUAGAGCAGCUAUGAAGUUAUCGUCAAUAAACCAGUCUAUGGAUGAUUUGCGUAAAAGAGGAACAGAUAAACAAAAUCGUGUGCCUGAGCAACGUGAAUGGAAAAGAAAACUACAAAGAAUGGUGGACAGGUUGAGAGAUAGUUUUUGCAGGCAGCAUGCUCUUGAACUUAUAUUUACAGAUGAGGGUGAUACUCAUCUCAGCGCAGAAAUGUAUAUCAGCAUGGACAAUACUGUUGAAGAACCAGAGUGGGUUCCAUCUCCAAUUUUCCAGGAACUGUAUGCAAAGUUAAACAGGAUGGCAAGCGUUGCUGCAGAAAUGUUUGUUGGUAGAGAAAGAUUUGCUACUUUGCUAAUGAUGCGCCUCACUGAGACAGUCAUACUGUGGCUCUCAGAGGACCAGGCCUUCUGGGAAGAGAUUGAACAGGGAGCAAAACCUUUAGGCCCCCUAGGUCUGCAACAGUUCUACCUGGACAUGCAAUUUGUCAUCAUAUUUGGGCAAGGUCGUUUUCUCUCUAGACAUGUACAUCAAAUCAUUUUGGACAUCAUUGAUAGAGCAAUGGCUGCAUUUUCUGCUACUGGAAUGAAUCCUGAUAGUGUCCUUCCGGGCGACGAUUGGUUCAUGGAUGUCUCCCAAGAAGUUGUCAGCAUGAUCAGUGGAAGGGGUAGAGCUGCCAAUGGUGACAGGGAAGUGAACAGCCCAACGGCCUCAGUUUCAGCGCACUCCAUGUCAUCGUUCAAAUCCCACGGCAGCUCCUAG
Molecule: messenger RNA, 2343 nt
Organism: Miscanthus lutarioriparius
Lineage: Eukaryota; Viridiplantae; Streptophyta; Magnoliopsida; Poales; Poaceae
Source: the annotation of a GenBank genome assembly